CGUUCUAAUGUUCGAACAUGGGCCAGAAAACCAAAUUGAAUUGAACGGAUCAAAAACUUAUUCCCAUGUGAUUGUCAUUUUAAACCCCCAUUGUCACUCUGCAAUAUAUAUAUAUAGAGUGACUGAUUAAUUGCAGUGACAGUGACGUCGACGAUCGCAUAAAAUAAGUUUUUGAUACCAUGAGGCUUUGGAGAAGGGCUUGCGGAGCCUUGAAGGACCGCAACAGCAUCAUAAUAGCCAGCCUCGGCCGCCGGACGUCGCUCCGGCACCCUGACAUCGAGGCGGCGGUGAUCAAGGCCACCAGCCACGACGACUCCGCGCUCGACUAUCGAAGCACCCAGAAAGUCGUGUCUUGGGUACGAUUGUCGCAGGCCUACCUCAAACCUUUGUUGUGGGCUAUAUGGAUGAGAAUGGAGAAAACUCGGAGUUGGGUCGUGGCCCUAAAAGGCUUGAUUCUCAUGCACGCCGUCUUCGCCUGCAAGGUCCCGGCGGCGCAGAAGAUCGGCCGGCUCCCCUUCGAUCUUUCUAACUUCCGUGACGGUCAUGGCAGCGCCGCCAAAACGUGGGGCUUCAAUGCCUUCAUUCGAGCCUACUACACGUUUCUCGAUCACAAAUCAACCUUCGUUAGCAUGGAUAUGCAUGAACAAAAAUCGAGAACGGAAGAGCAACCCAUCACGCAGGAUCUGGUUAGGAUUCAGAAACUGCAAGAGUUGCUUGAUUUGUUGCUCCAGAUCAAGCCCCAAACGGAGAAGAUAAUGACGGUGCUUGUUCUCGAAGCCAUGGACUGCGUCAUCCUCGAGGUCUACGACGUGUACAGCAAAGUCUGCAACGCCAUGGCCAAAGUUCUCGUCAAGAUUCAUUCAGCCGGGAAAAUUCAAGCCUCGUGGGCUCUGAAGCUCGUUCAGAAAGCAACCGUGCAGAGCGAGGAGCUCGCUCUGUACUUCGAGUAUUGCCGUGAGAUCGGAGUUUUAAGGGCGUCGGAGUGCCCCACCAUAAAACGGCUGCCGGAAGAAGGCAUCAGAGAGCUCGAGCGCAUCAUCAAUGGAGUUCCGGAUAGGAUUUGCAGUCGAAAGGAUGAUCAGGUUGUUCCAGAACAGGAGAAGGAACCGAUGGAAGAAGAGAAGGUUCUGAAAUGCGGAUUGCAGACGAUAAUCACGCAAGAAUGGGAACUGUUUGAUGAAGAUUUGGCAGAGUUGAAAGAAGAAAUUACAAGUCCUGGUUUGAGAAAAGAGAACCCUUUCGACUCGCCUUUGAUUCGACUUGAUGAUGAUCAGCCAUAUGGUAAUUGUCCUCGUGAUCUUCCAGAUUUAAUUAGUUUCCUGUAGUAGAUGGAUUUGGAUUUGGAUUUGCAUUUUGAUCAACUGCGCAUGAAUGGACAGAAAAGUGGGGAAAAUGAAAUAUCAAAGUGUUCUUUAAACUGUGGGUUUUGUUUUGAAAAACAAAACAUAUGAUAUGAUCAGAAGUAACUUCCAAAAAUAUUUUU
Diospyros lotus (date-plum) is the source of this 1483-nucleotide messenger RNA. RefSeq names its product putative clathrin assembly protein At1g25240. The coding region runs from base 180 to 1325 and encodes 381 amino acids. Gene Ontology annotation, cellular component: clathrin-coated pit; clathrin-coated vesicle. NCBI's taxonomy places the organism in Eukaryota, Viridiplantae, Streptophyta, Magnoliopsida, Ericales, Ebenaceae. The record is from RefSeq and is a predicted model, not a curated record. Gene Ontology annotation, biological process: clathrin-dependent endocytosis; clathrin coat assembly; vesicle budding from membrane. Gene Ontology annotation, molecular function: SNARE binding; clathrin heavy chain binding; 1-phosphatidylinositol binding. The transcript has a single exon.